Elephantulus edwardii (Cape elephant shrew) is the source of this 3825-nucleotide messenger RNA. RefSeq names its product SCL/TAL1 interrupting locus (gene STIL). Bases 1 to 3825 code for a protein of 1274 amino acids. Gene Ontology annotation, biological process: centrosome duplication; smoothened signaling pathway; protein localization to centrosome. Gene Ontology annotation, cellular component: centriole; centrosome. The record is from RefSeq and is a predicted model, not a curated record. The transcript is spliced from 17 exons. Lineage: Eukaryota; Metazoa; Chordata; Mammalia; Macroscelidea; Macroscelididae.
AUGAAGGAGUCAUCGUUGGCAACAACAUCCACUUUGUUAGAGUUAAAAAAGCCUGGUGACCAGGCUUCCAGUGUGGCCAAAUCCGUUUACUCCGACCUUCACCAUCAUGUUUCAGGGAUGCGGCUGAUGCUGCACGAAAAGAGAGAUCUUUUUUUCUCUCAAAGAUUUCCGACAAGGAUGGUACCUUUCUACUUUCCUCCAUCAAAAUGUGCACUUUGGAACCAAACACCAAUGGGAGAUUUCACCUAUCUACAUCUUAAUUACUACAGAAACCUGAAACUUGUAGUGACUGAAAAGACCAUCCGGCUUGCUUAUCGUCAUGCUAAGCAGAAUAAAAAGAACCUGCCAUGCUUUUUACUUGGUUCUCUCACAGUGGACGAAGAUGAAGAAGGUGUGACAUUGACUGUAGAUCGCUUUGAUCCUGGUCGAGAAGUACCUGAAUGCUUAGAGAGAAUCCCAAGUGCUUUUCUUCCUGGGGAUUUUUUAAUUCCAUGUAAAGUUGAUACUCAAGAACUUUGUUCGAGCGAAAUACUAAUUCACAAUGCAGAUGACUUCAGUUCUGCUUUUACGGCAGUGCAGAACCAUGUGUGUAGCAAAGAUUCCUUGGACUGUGCCUUGGCAAGAAACUUGAGUGGUAAUCUGAGUAUUUCUCAACUUCAAGGGACCUAUAAAUAUGGAUAUCUUACCAUGGAUGAAACGCGAAAAUUACUGCUUUUGCUGGAAUCUGAUCCCAAAGUUUACUCUUUACCAUUAGUGGGAAUUUGGCUAUCUGGAAUAAUUCAUAUCUAUAGUCCUCAGGUAUGGGCUUGUUGCUUGCGAUACAUGUUCAGUUCUUCUAUUCAAGAAAGGGUAUUUUCAGAAUCUGGAAGUUUCCUCAUAAUUCUCUACUCUGUGACACAUAAGGAGCCUGAGUUUUAUGAAUGCCUUCCUUGUAAUGGAAUGACUGACCUUCAGUUCCAGUUACUGACUAGCAAGGAAACAUUACAUCUCUUCAGAAAUGUGGAAUCUUCUGACAGAAAUCCAAUCUCUUUUGAAAUGAGUACUGAAAGCCAAAGUACAGAAGCCGAGUUUUUCAGCAAGAUUUCCAAAAAUCUUUCAAUUCAGAGAUCUUCUCAGAAGUUACCUCCAGGAAAAAUAGCAAUAAGUGAUCAUGACUCUGGUGUUGAAGAUGAAGAUUAUUCUCCAAGACCAAUUCCUAGUCCUCAUCCAGUGAAUCAGAAGAUCUCUAAGAUCGAGCCAUUAGUUCCUGAACUUUCACUGGUGUUGGAUGGCAAUUUUACAGACUCCAACCCUCUACCUAAUCCACUGGAAUUGAUAAAUAAUGAAAAUCCUCUGUUAAUUAAUCAGCCUGAACACUUGGAGUCAAUGCAACUCCAACCUUGUGAUGAGAAGCACAGCCCAGAUGCUGAAGCUGAAGGAAAGCUUUCCAUGAGAGGGCUACCAAAUCAGUUAAACCAAGGCACUGCUUCUUUGAGACACUACAAAGAUAGACAGCUGCCUACUUAUAAGAAAGAGAACACUUACAUCAGGAACAGCGUUAAAUCAUCUUCUCUUGAUGACUUGUCAUCCAAUACAUCUGAAAAGUUUCAAGCAUUUUCUACUGAACAGUUUAAAAGAGAAGAGUGUCCUCCUAUAAGAUCCUCCACAUUUAAUUCUGGGCAGCUCGCUUUUGCCCCAAAAUCUCACCUACACAAUUUUGUGUUUUCAUCUCAUAAUUCUGGAAUACCAAUGGAACUUCAGAUACCUACUCCCCAACCACCAUCUUACUAUACUACAAAUGUUUGCAGUUGUUGUCAACAUCAUGGCCAUAUUCAGUAUAGUCCAAUACAUUCUUGGCAAGCGAUGAAUACAGCAGGAUCUGUUAAGGAUCUCCAAUGUGAAGUCCUUCAAAAACAUUCAUUGUUUCAUCCAAAUGGAUGUCCAGCUAUGCAUCAUAAUGCAGUCUAUUCUUCAAGUAGUCCUAUAGCUGUGAGGCCUCAAGGAAUUCUAGGUGGUGGUUCUCACAGCAGUGCAGAACCCUCCGCUAUGGCAAGACUGCCUUCACACAUAGACUCAUGUAACUCAUCACCUUGUGCAAUGUGCAUGCAUACUUCCAAGGAUGGAUCAGAUAAUGGAAUGAUGGGACUAUCUCCAGAUGCUUAUAGAUUCCUCACAGAACAAGACAGACAGCUUAGACUACUUCAGGCUCAGAUUCAGCGUUUACUAGAAGCACAGUCUCUGCAGCCCUGUUCACCCAAGACGGCCACUGCUGAAGAUAGUGCACAACAAAUGGACUUGGUCUCCCUCGAUGCUCAGUCUUCUGGCUUACAUGUGAGAAAAGGUGUAAGCAUUGCUGUCAGUACAGGUGCUAGCUUGUUCUGGAAUGCAGCUGGUGAUGGUCUAGAGCCUGAAUCUCAGCUGAAGCAAGAUGACACCAAAAUUUCCAGUGAAGACAUGAAUUUUUCUGUUGAAAUUAACAAUGAAGUCACAAGUCUUCCAGGUAGUGCAUCUUCAUUAAAAGCAGUUGAUAUUCCCAGUUUUGAAGAGAGCAACAGUGCUGUGGAAGAAGAAUUUAAUCAACCUUCUGUAUCCAACUCCCCUCCGGUCGUGAGAAAAGGUCCUGAUGUGCCUGUGUUCUUUCCGAAUUCCCUGUUGGCAGAGAGUGUAAGCAUGUGCUUACAGACUGGACCAACAGAGGGUGCUAAGAAUAGCUCUGUGACAUCCGGAGAAACAAAAAUUGAGCAAGUGAUGCAACCCUUGCCUCAUCAAUCAUCUGAUGACCAGAAAAUUUACCAGGAUUUGUUGGGUCAAGUAAAUCACCUUUUAAAUAACUCUUCCAAAGAAACUGAACAGCCAUCCACCAAAGCAGUAAUCAUCAGCCACGAAUGUACCAGGACUCAAAAUGUUUACCAUACGAAGAAAAAAAAACAUGAUUCAGGGUUGAUGGACAAAGAUUGUGUUCUUAAUGCAACCCUGAAGCAACUAAGAAGCCUUGGAGUAAAAAUUGAUUCUCCUUCUAAAGUUAAUAAAAAUGCCCAUAAAGUGGAUCAUGCCAGUGUGCUGGCAUGCAUCAGUCCUGAAGCCGUGAUCUCUGGAUUAAACUACAUGUCAUUCGCUAAUGUUGGCAUGAGUGGUUUAAGCCCCAGUGGUGCAGAUCUGAGCAUGGAGGCGAAUGCUAUAGCUCUGAAAUACUUAAAUGAAAAUCAGCUAUCACAACUGUCUCUCACUCGAUCAAACCAAAAUAACUGUGACCCAUCCUUUAGCCUUUUGCAUAUUAAUACAGACAAAAGUGCAAUGGGGCUCAGUUUAAUUUCACCAAACAACAUGUCAUUUGCAACCAAAAAAUACAUGAAGAGAUAUGGACUCAUACAAAGCAGUGACAACAGUGAAGAUGAAGAGGAGCCACCAGACAACACAGAUAGCAAGGAUGGACAGCUAUUAAACCAAAACCUUGCAUCUAUAUCUAAGCAGAGUUUUUGUCAGAAAGAACCUUCUAGGAAUGCCUGUGAAAGAAUCAAUUGUUACAAGUCUGAAUCUGUGGACAUUCGCCCAGAUGUGCCAGUACUGAAAAAUAUUACAAAUGAAGUGGCCCAACAGAAGGCAACACAGCAAUCACAUGAAAAUCCACCUUUCAUUUUAAAGCACCUUAAACCAAGUCCUACAGUGAACCUUCGAACUGGUAAAGCAGAAUUUACUCGACAUCCUGAGAAAGAAAAUAAAAAAGACACUCGAGUUUUUCCUGAAAGUUUGCAACCUUCUGAAACUUCAAAGCAGAUGAAUAGCAUGAAUUCAGUUGGCACAUUCUUAGAUGUAAAACAACUCAGACAGCUGCCAAAAUUAUUUUAA